AUGAAGUUCUCAUUUGCUACUGCUACUUUAGGAUUAAUCGCUAUUGCUCAAGCUACAUUGACAUCUUACUCUGGCUACUCGGGCUAUUCUGGGGAUGAUGAUGACAAGUUUAAACAUGAAAGAAACGGCAUUGAAACUUUGAGAGGUAAAUUUGCGUUAGCAGUCAAGGAAUUACUGGGCUAUGAACAUGGUAAAAAUAAGGAUAGAGGGUUGCAUAUUGUUUAUGAAAUUGAUGAUGGUCAAUUACAAUAUGGUGAUAGAAAAGAUUACAUUUAUUAUCCAUUUAGAAAUGAAAACAAUGAAGAAGAAUGUGAAGAUGAAGAUGAUGACGACCACAAGAAAAAGAAGAGACCACAUAAAUAUGGUGGCAAGUCUGAUGAUGAUGAUAACAAAAAUUGGAAACGUGGUGAUUCUGAUUCCGAUGAUAACAAUGAUAUCAGAUUCCUUACCAUUGAUUACAAUGAUAAAUAUGAUUUCUUUACUUUGACAAAUACUGUAUUACACGAUAAAAGAGGUGCUACUGGUGAAAUUGCUGCCAAUCAUCAAUUCCAAUUUGAUAAACCACCUCAAAAGGAUGCAUUAUUUGAUAAAGGUUUUACUGUUGUCGUAAAGGAUGGAUAUUAUGUAUUGGCAUUGAAAGGUAAUACCAAGUUCUGGAAUUCCGCUGUUGACGACAAAGGUGCUUUCAAGAUUUAUAACGAAAAAAUCAAUGAAAAGAGUGAACCUAUUGAACUUAUUAUUUUGAAAGUUGAAAAAGAUGAUAAGAAAUAUUAA
Messenger RNA from Candida dubliniensis CD36, 774 nucleotides. RefSeq lists its product as uncharacterized. The transcript has a single exon. Gene Ontology annotation, biological process: fungal-type cell wall organization. The record is from RefSeq and is a predicted model, not a curated record. The coding region runs from base 1 to 774 and encodes 257 amino acids. Gene Ontology annotation, cellular component: fungal-type cell wall. Gene Ontology annotation, molecular function: structural constituent of cell wall. Lineage: Eukaryota; Fungi; Ascomycota; Pichiomycetes; Serinales; Debaryomycetaceae.